AUGACUAUAAGUCUAAAAACUGUGUGUACAGGUGGAUGUAAGCACCAUCCAUGGCAGUACUCCCCUCUGUCAUGUGUCAAGCUGCUGGUGGAUCACGGAGCAUCAGUCAACCCUUCCCUGACAGCCCUCACAGCAUCCCCACUCCAUGAGGCCUGCAUACGAGGUAACCCAGACUGUGUGAAGCUUAUGAUAGACAAGGGAGCGUUGCUGGAGGCCUUUGACAUUUACUUUGGGACGCCGUUACAUGCUGCCUGUGCUAAAGCUCACUUCGACUGUGCCCUGCUGCUGCUCAAUGCAGGUAAUCCUCUGUCUCUGCAGCAGUUGUGCCGUAUCGUCCUGAGGACUGUGUUGGGCACCAGAGCUUUGGAACUGAUCCCUAAACUGGACAUUUCACAGCGCAUCAUUGAUUACCUCAUUUAUAAAUCACAAAUCUGUGAACAUGUUAAUGUUUGAUGACUAGAAGGUGUCCAAAUACCUUUUAUAUUAAAGGUUUCUGGGCAGAGAGG
Messenger RNA from Sinocyclocheilus grahami, 506 nucleotides. Its product is annotated as ankyrin repeat and SOCS box protein 13-like. The record is from RefSeq and is a predicted model, not a curated record. Gene Ontology annotation, molecular function: protein binding. Lineage: Eukaryota; Metazoa; Chordata; Actinopteri; Cypriniformes; Cyprinidae. The transcript is spliced from 5 exons. Gene Ontology annotation, biological process: protein ubiquitination; intracellular signal transduction; positive regulation of protein catabolic process. Bases 1 to 453 code for a protein of 150 amino acids.